AUGGCAGGAAAAGGAGGCUGCCUAGCCUGGUCAAUCAAGAAAAAGGUCCUCAUAUUCGGCUCUAUCAGUGUACUGAUUCUCGCCCUCGGACUUGGACUGGGUAUUGGACUUGGGCUCGGCUUGAAACACAAUGACACCGACGACGGGAGUGGAGGAAGUGACAGCGACACCAACGGGAAUGGCACCAGUGGCGGAAACACGACUGUGAAGUGGCAACCCAGUGUGGGGGUCAAAUGGCAGAUUGAGUUGCUAUAUGCUCUAAACGACACAUCAGCAGAUGCACAGAUCUAUGACAUUGAUCUUUUCGAUAAUCCGAACUCGACCAUCUCGACUCUGCAAACUAUGGGCCGAAAAGUCAUCUGUUAUUUUUCGGCCGGGACAUAUGAGAAUUGGCGCUCCGAUGCAGAUGAAUUCAAAAGUUCGGAUCUGGGUGACAAUCUAAGCGAUUGGCCCGGCGAAAAGUGGCUCGACACGAAUUCACAAAAUGUACGCAAGAUUAUGCAGCAACGGCUUGAUCUGGCCGUGUCAAAGGGCUGUGAUGGGGUUGAUCCCGAUAAUAUCGAUGCAUAUGACAACAAGAAUGGUCUGGAUCUGACUGAGGAUGACGCGAUCGACUAUGUGAACUGGCUAGCGUCAGAAGCUCAUGGUCGGAAUCUCUCGCUUGGAUUGAAGAAUGGUGGCGAUAUUAUUGACUCGGUCAUUGAUAAUAUGCAGUGGUCGGUUAAUGAACAAUGUGCCCAAUAUGAUGAGUGUGAUACUUAUUCGGCAUUCAUUGAUGCGGAUAAACCUGUUUUUCAUAUUGAGUAUCCGAAGGGUGAUGAUACUGAUAAUGAUAAUAAUGUGACCAGCAAACAAAAGAAUACGGCUUGCAAUGCAGCCAACGUAGGGAAUUUCUCGACUGUGAUUAAGAAUAUGGAUUUGGAUAAUUGGGUUGAAUAUUGUUAA
Penicillium malachiteum is the source of this 945-nucleotide messenger RNA. Its product is annotated as endo alpha-1,4 polygalactosaminidase. NCBI's taxonomy places the organism in Eukaryota, Fungi, Ascomycota, Eurotiomycetes, Eurotiales, Aspergillaceae. The record is from RefSeq and is a predicted model, not a curated record. The transcript has a single exon. The coding region runs from base 1 to 945 and encodes 314 amino acids.